GCGAACUACUGGAGAGGAACACCAUGAGAAGACUCCAUCGAAAUUUAUCGCUUUUAUUUCUCAUCUGCAUUUUGAAUGAAUACAGAAUAGAAUCACAGACGCUAAGUCCGCCGAUUACGGAUCGAUUCAAGUGCUUAACAAAUGGAUGUUGCGAUCAUCACGAGUGGUGUCGGUUUUGGGCUUCGAUCGGGGAAUGCAAUGCCAACAAGGAUUGGAUGACCGAAAAUUGUCAACUGGCAUGCGGAACAUGUACGGCCCCAGCGGCACCUCUUUUGCCAGUCACGACAACUGCUUCAUCAUUCAAUGGUGGUGGAUUCGUUCAAACAACGACACAAUCAUCGGGACCAACUACAACUAUCACAAUUCCACCGUCCAGUUUGACUUCAGUAACCAGCUGUGAACGAGUAAAAGACAGUAUUGCACAGGCUUCUGAGCUAAUGUCCAUCUCCCGACUAAUCAACCCAGUAGAAGACAACUUUGGUCGAAAUAUGCUCUCAAUUGAUGAUAUAACAAGAAGUGUUCCAACUGGAUGUGUUCCACAGUUAUCUGAUGUUGGAGUCGAUUGUCGAAAGAGUCUAUGCUAUCAUUUAAUGUACCGUACUCUUGACGGAACAUGUAAUAAUUUGGAAAAACCAAUGCAAGGAGCUGCAUUCCGGAGAUUCAAUAGACACUUCCCAGCUCAAUAUGAUGAUGGAAAAGGAGAACCAAUUAGUUCACUUAAUCAAUCUCGUCCAAGUGCACGUGAAGCUAAUCGAGUUAUGCUUUCAUCGGCACAAUCUGUUGUUCAUGAUAAGUUCAACAAUAUGAUGAUGCAAUGGGGUCAAUUCAUGUCACAUGACAUGUCAAAAACUACACUUCAACCAUCUGCGAAUUGUAAGACUUGUGACCCGGUACCAUCGAAAUGUAUGCCAAUUCCAAUUGGAGAAAAAGACCCGAACCUUGGAUUCAAGUCGAAGCAGUGCUUAAAAGUGUCUAGAAGUGCACCAAUUUGUAGAGUUGAGCCAAGAGAGCAACUUAAUGAGAAUACAGCUUAUAUCGAUGGAUCUAUGAUCUACGGAAGCUCAUUGAAAGAUCUUCAUAAAUUUAGAGAUGGUAGAACUGGAUUUUUGAGGGUUACCCGGUUCAAUAACCAGAAUGUAUUGCCAUUUGAUCAAUCAAAAUGCGCUAAUAAGGAUAAAUGCACAGCCUCAUUCACAGCCGGAGAUAUUCGAGCAAAUUUAUUCAUUGGAUUGUCAUCUCUUCAUAUCAUGUUCGCCAGAGAACACAACAGAAUUGCUCAGAAGCUCACAGAGCUUAAUCCAACAUGGAGUGGUGAUAGAGUCUUCCAGGAGGCUAGGAAGAUCGUUGGUGCUCAGAUUCAAAAUGUGCUCUACAAGGAAUAUCUUCCAAAACUUCUCGGAGUCUCAUUCGACAAAGUUAUAGGACCAUACAAGGGAUACGAUACAAAUGUUGAUGCAACCAUUGCUAAUGAAUUCACCACCUCUGCAUUCCGAUUUGGACACGGAAUGAUUGAAGAGUUCUACAAAAGAGUCGAUCUUUCUGGAAACAAUAUUACCCAUGGAGGAUUCUUCUUCGGUGACGGUGUCUUCAAGUCCGGCAAGAUUCUUUUCGAGGGAGGUGUGGAUCCAAUCAUUCGUGGAUUUAUGACAACUGCCGUCAAACGACCACAUCGUAUGACGCCUGCAAUUACCGAGAAAAUGUUUGGAAGCACCGACCUCGGAUCGCUGAACAUCCAGAGAGGAAGAGACCACGGAAUCCCAUCAUACAACAAAAUGCGUCAGUUCUGUGGAUUGAAAUCUGCCAAUACUUUCGAUGAUUUCGCUGACAUGAUCUUGGACAGAAACUUGAGAGCCGGAUUGGCAAGAAAUUAUAAUACGACAAAUGACGUUGAUUUCUACGUUGGAUCAAUGUUAGAAGAUCCAGUAAUCGGAGGUUUAGUUGGAACUACAUUGAGUUGUGCAAUUGGAGAACAAUUUAAGAGAGCCAGAGAUGGGGAUAGAUUCUACUUUGAAAAUCCUGGAAUCUUCACCCGCUCGCAAAUGGAAGAGAUCAAAAAGUCAUCUCUCUCCAGAAUUAUUUGCGACAAUGCAGACAACUUUGAAUUAGUAUCCCAAGAUGCUUUCCUUCUCCCUGGAUCCAAUCUAACUCCAUGCUCAAAGAUUCCUAAGAUGGAUUUAUCAAAGUGGAGAGCUCUCUAGUUGCUCAAUAUUAUCUCUAACUUUCUCUCUCGCAAAUCACCUUCCUCAUUCAGAUUCUAGUCAGUUGUUUCCCUUCCCUCGUCACGUUUGUAUGUAUGUUCUGAUUGCCAUAGCUCACAAUUGUUCCAUCAUUUUUUCAUUCUUUUUUGAAACACUUUUCCCUAUCAAAAACUCAUUGCCUCAUUGUUGCUAUGUUAUCCUGUCCGCCCACACCUGAAAAUUACCGGUUUUUGCCUUUUUCUCAAAUGUUUUUCUAUUUUCCAUGAAGUCUUGUGCUUGUAAAAUUGAUAAAACAAAGUUCUAAUAAAUUGGUUUUU
Caenorhabditis elegans is the source of this 2515-nucleotide messenger RNA. RefSeq names its product Peroxidase mlt-7 light chain (gene mlt-7). Bases 24 to 2198 code for a protein of 724 amino acids. The transcript is spliced from 9 exons. The record is from RefSeq and is marked reviewed. Gene Ontology annotation, molecular function: peroxidase activity; heme binding; lactoperoxidase activity. Lineage: Eukaryota; Metazoa; Nematoda; Chromadorea; Rhabditida; Rhabditidae. Gene Ontology annotation, biological process: response to oxidative stress; cellular oxidant detoxification.